This is a messenger RNA of Erinaceus europaeus (western European hedgehog), 1312 nucleotides long. RefSeq names its product GTP binding protein 10 (gene GTPBP10). Gene Ontology annotation, molecular function: magnesium ion binding; GTP binding; GTPase activity. The record is from RefSeq and is a predicted model, not a curated record. Gene Ontology annotation, cellular component: mitochondrion. NCBI's taxonomy places the organism in Eukaryota, Metazoa, Chordata, Mammalia, Eulipotyphla, Erinaceidae. The coding region runs from base 124 to 1275 and encodes 383 amino acids. The transcript has 10 exons.
CUCAUCGGGAGAGAGUUGACGGAAUUUAAACUCGGCGGCCUGAGAUGACGUAAAAAGCUCGCGCGGCACUUCAGUGCCCAAAGCUUCAGCGGGAGAGGGUCGUGGCAUCCUGGCGUAGCAGUGAUGGUGCGCUGCAGCUGCGUGUUCUUCAGAAAGUAUGGAAACUUCGUUGAUAACCUAAGACUCUUCACCAGGGGAGGAAGUGGUGGAAUGGGUUACCCUCGUUUAGGUGGAGAAGGUGGAAAAGGUGGUGAUGUCUGGGUUGUGGCCCAUGACAGGACUACUUUAAAAGGACUUAAAAGCAAGUAUCCUCAGAAAAGAUUUGUGGCUGGAGAAGGAGCUAAUAGUCGGGUUAGUGCACUGAAAGGCUCCAAAGGAAAAGACUGUGAAAUACCUGUACCUGUAGGUAUUUCAGUAACUGAUGAAAAUGGUAAAAUUAUAGGAGAACUCAAUAAAGAGAAUGACAGAAUUUUGGUAGCUAAAGGAGGUCUCGGUGGUAAAUUACUUACAAACUUCUUACCACUGAAAGGCCAGAAACAAAUAAUUCAUCUUGAUCUAAAACUUAUAGCUGAUGUAGGCCUAGUAGGAUUUCCUAACGCUGGAAAAUCCUCAUUAUUAAGUCAGAUUUCUUAUGCAAAACCUGCAGUUGCAGAUUAUGCAUUUACAACGUUAAAGCCUGAACUUGGGAAAAUUAUGUAUGAUGAUUUCAAACAGAUAUCAGUAGCUGAUCUUCCUGGCUUAAUAGAAGGAGCACAUAUGAACAAAGGAAUGGGUCACAAAUUCCUCAAGCAUAUAGAAAGGACCAAACAACUACUUUUUGUUGUUGAUAUUUGUGGUUUUCAACUCUCCUCCCAAACUCACUAUAGAACAGCUUUUGAAACCAUAGUACUACUUAACAAAGAGUUGGAAUUGUACAAAGAGGAACUCCAAACAAAGCCUGCACUCCUGGCAGUUAAUAAAAUGGACUUGCCAGGUGCCCAAGAUAAAUUUCAUGAACUGAUGAACCAACUCCAGAACCCUAAAGAUUUUCUGCAUUUGUUUGAGGAAAAUAUGAUUCCAGAAAAGACUGUGGAGUUCCAACAUGUCAUCCCCAUCUCUGCAAUUACUGGGGAAGGAAUUGACAAGUUAAAGGACUAUAUAAGAAAAUCUCUAGAUGAACAAGCCAACCAAGAAAAUGAUGCAUACCAUCAUAAACAGCUGCUUAAUUUACAGAUGACUAAUGCAGCAUCACACAGUGAGCCACCAUUGACGAGUGGUGUUAUCAUGCCCCAAUGAUGCAGUUUACAUCUAUUAAAAAUUUUAUUUAAAUUUU